Molecule: messenger RNA, 2595 nt
Organism: Folsomia candida
Lineage: Eukaryota; Metazoa; Arthropoda; Collembola; Entomobryomorpha; Isotomidae
Product: ammonium transporter 1-like
Exons: 8
Coding region: 748-2223 (491 amino acids)
Biological process (GO): ammonium transmembrane transport
Cellular component (GO): plasma membrane
Molecular function (GO): ammonium channel activity
Source: RefSeq, a predicted model, not a curated record
GUGAGUGCAAGCUCAAGGGUUUUGAGUACAACCUAGUUAAGAUUAUUACCUACACUAAUAAAUAACCAGGUAAGCAAGGUCGACGAAAUGCACCAGUGUCUUAUUUUCCAUGCUGAUAAGAACAUCAUUUCUCUGAUUUAUUUACGCAUCCUCUGUAAUUACACUCCUGAUGAUACAAAUAUACACACGAAAGCUACAUUAAGUUUGCAAAGGAAGUGCAAAAAAAACUUCAAUUUCGUCCAUUGUAUCAAGUUUGUUGCGUGUCUAAUGAAUAUUUUGGGAUCCGUUUCCAUGUAAGGAACUAUUUUCUCUCAAGCUUAAUUCUGGAAAGGCUGGCUGUCGUGCUAUGGAAUGAUGACACUUGGCAGUUUUUGGCUCAGUCGACAUGUCUCGACAUGAGGUGAAAAUGGUGUGAAUCCAGUGUAUUUUUUGUGAUUCCUUAAUCAUGAGCUAAUUGUGUGAUUCGGCAGCUAUAAUAACUAGGAUUAGGUAAUCUAUAUACUUAUGUACAGAGAUGUGAACUUUACCUCGAUUGCGAUGUGACGUGAUUAAGUAGAAAAGUGCGAUUUGUAUACGAGCCACAUGUGGUAUUAGUGACAUUUGGCAAAUCUAUGUAAUUUGUUACGUUAUCUUCUGUUUGUUCGGAAGCAACAAAUCAAUGUGCCUCUGGGAAAUGUAUCCGCACUAAUUUCUACACCUUUGACAACUCCGGCGACCCAUAAUACCACAGAGACAUUGGAAACCAUCAUGGGGCACAAAACUUUGCUUUCUGCCAAUUCCAAUAACCUGGUUGGUGGGACGUCGCAAUAUGAUCCCGGUGAAAUGGCGUGGCUCAUGGGAUGCACAGCUAUUACGUGGAUUAUGAUUCCAGGAGUGGGCUUUUUCUACAGCGGUGUCGCUCGAAGCAAAAGCUCUCUCAGCCUUCUGAUGAUAUGUCUAUGGACUUGCGCCAUAGUUAGUUUUCAAUGGUACUUGAUCGGAUUCUCGUUAUGCUUAAGCACAAAGGGAAACCAAAUCAUAGGUGGGUUGGACCACUUAUUCCUUACGAACACUAACCAACCUUACCACGGUAACCCUAAAAUCCCCACGCUCCUCGUAAGCAUCUGGUACGGACUCUUUGCCGCCAUCACGCCCACCAUCAUUUUGGGCGGGAUCGCCGAAAGGACUCGUUUCCUUCCCACCAUCGUGUUCAUUUUUUUCUGGACCACUUUUUGCUUCGAUGUUUUAACCUACUGGACCUGGAACCAAAAUGGGUGGACAUAUGUCUUGGGGGCGUUAGAUUUUGGCGGUGGUACCCCAGUUCAUUUGUCGACGGGUGCAGCCGCUCUUGCAUUUGCAGUCAUGGUGGGAAAACGGAUCGACACCAGUGAAAAGCCACCCCACAAUAUGACCAACGUCUUUUUGGGGACAAGCUUCAUCUGGUUGGGAUGGCUCGUGGCAAAUGCGGGUUCCGGUCUUUCACCCAACUUAAGAGCGGUCACUGUUUUUGUCACAACAAACAUUUCCGCCUCCAUGGGAGGAAUCACUUGGGGAAUUAUGGAUUACAUUCGCCACGGAAGAAAGUGGUCCGCCUUAGGAUUUUGUACAGGGUCAAUAUGCGGUUUGGUCGCAAUUACACCUGCAUCAGGAUACGUCUCACCCAGUUCCAGCCUCGUCUUUGGCGUAGUUGGUUCAAUAAUUUGCAACUUUUGCGUCGACCUGAAACCACUCUUGAUACGAAUUGAGGCUGACGAUGCAUUCGACGUAUUUUGCGUGCAUGGCAUUGGUGGCAUCGUGGGCAACCUUCUCACCGGAGUUUUCGCUCAGAAAUCCAUCGCCGCAGUGGAUGGCAGCAUAAUUGAGGGGGGUUGGUUGGAUGGUAACUGGAAACAGGUGGGGAUUCAGGCCAUCGACACGGUCGCCGGGAUGGUGUGGAGCUUCGUGGUUACUGUAAUCUUGCUUUAUGUCAUCAAUAAAAUACCCGGACUUCACCUGAGGGCUGAUCCCAAGGAUGAAAACGAGGGGUUGGACAAGGCUGAAAUGGGACAAAGCGUAAAUGAAUAUGUCGAAGAAAUAAGAUCAGCCAUAGAAGAUUGUACGACGACGCGGAUUACGGUUGGUUCAAGUGACAUUGUUGCGUUCAGAAAAGUGGAAGGUCAUAAUAAUGGAGAAAUUAGUAAGGAGAAAAGGCAUGAAGAUGGGAAUGAUGAAAUGGCGGAGAAUGUGGUGGAGACAAAUUUGUAACGUAAUAAUAAGUACAAGUACGUAGAACUAUUAUGGCGGGUCACAAAAAUUUGUAUAAAUCUCACCAUGCCCCAUUUCCCGUGAUACGGGCUUUAAAUGAGGUGACUAGCCUGAAAAACUGUACUGUAGCUAUGUAUUUAGUUUGUCCAAAAUAGCCAGUUUCGGCCAUCUCACAAUUUUCCGUUUUCGGCUAUGUACACAAACAUUACGGAUCUUCUAUGCAACAUACUUAUACCAAAUCUACAUAUGGUUUUUGGGAUUGAUGUGAUUGUCUAUUUUGAUACAUAUUUCCUUAAUGUUAUGGAUAAAAUACAACACCCAUUUUGUACAUAUAUGUAAUUAAUAAACUUACAAUAUACAUAUUUCCUAACG